AGUACGGAGUUUAGAUCCAGUGCUCUUCUGGACUGAUGCAGGAAUAAAGACGGCAACCAGUCGCGAAUGUUAAACACAUAGAAGCCGACUUAUAAGUUUAAAAAAUUUUGCGAGUAAAUGGGAUUCAACGUCUUCCGAACAGAAUGUAAAGAAUUCCUUGAAGGAUGUGGGGAAUUAAAGGCUCGUGCGCUGCGCUGUUAUUGUUGUUUUGGGCUUAUAUUUCCGUGUCCUCGGUUAAUGCCGACAGUUUAUCUGCUCCGCUCAAUGUGACCAUCAAAGCACUGGAGGGGAACUCAGCGAUAGUGACAUGGGAAAUUCUGGAGGGAGACCCAGUCAUUGGGUUUGCCAUCACCCAGCAGAAAAAGGAUGUUCGUAUGCUGCGAUUCAUCCAGGAAGUGAACACCACCACUCGUUCAUGUGCAUUGUGGGACUUGGAGGAGGACACAGAAUACAUUGUCCAUGUGCAGUCCAUUAGCAUGAGCGGCACCAGCCCCCUAAGUGAACCUGUUCUGUUCCGCACUCCCAAAGAGUCAGAGAAACUGGCCUCCAAAAGCCCAGAUGAAGUGACCAUGGAGGAGGUUGGCCAGGCCGCCCAGCUCAGGGCUGGAGAGCUCAUUAUCAUCGUGGUGGUUCUCGUCAUGUGGGCAGGUGUGAUAGCUCUGUUCUGCCGCCAGUAUGACAUCAUCAAAGACAAUGAGCCCAACAAUAACAAGGACAAAGCCAAGAACUCGUCAGAGUGCAGUACCCCAGAGCACCCUACGGGGGGACUACUGCGCAGCAAGGUCUAAUUCCGCCUUCCCGUCGGCAAUAAUAGGCUUUAGCCUCAGGACAGGUAUGUUCACUUGUUUGUGUGCUUGCUUGACAGAAUUGAAAAUACAAAAAUAUCACAUGAAGUUUGAUCUUUUGUUGUUUGGUAGUUUUUAAACAUGUUUUAUUGUUUUCUUUUCUAAUACAAUUUAUUUAACUGACUAUUGAUAGGAUGUUACGGUUACAAACAUGGGACAUAUGAAUUAAUUUAAUAACAGUACUUGCAAGGCAGCACUGUAUUGAUAUUCCUCAUUGUAGUUCAGAUUUGUUCUAAACUGCCAAACCAAAAUAUUAAACUUCUGAAAGCCUGGACUGCUUAACACCCAGACUCUAUUCAGUCUAAUAUGUACUAUCUUUGUUUGUU
Messenger RNA from Sinocyclocheilus anshuiensis, 1171 nucleotides. Its product is annotated as fibronectin type III domain-containing protein 5-like. The transcript has 5 exons. Gene Ontology annotation, molecular function: protein binding. The record is from RefSeq and is a predicted model, not a curated record. Gene Ontology annotation, cellular component: plasma membrane; extracellular region. Bases 165 to 788 code for a protein of 207 amino acids. Lineage: Eukaryota; Metazoa; Chordata; Actinopteri; Cypriniformes; Cyprinidae.